AUGGUUAACGUUCCAAAGACCAGGCGAACCUUUUGCAAAAGUUCCAAGUGUAAAAAGCAUACACUCCAUAAGGUUUCCCAAUAUAAGGCCGGUAAAGCUGGACUUUAUACGCAGGGAAAAAGACGCUACGACAGGAAGCAGUCAGGUUACGGUGGUCAGACUAAGCCCAUCUUCCGAAAGAAAGCAAAGACUACUAAGAAGAUUGUUCUUCGUUUGGAGUGCACGGAAUGUAAAUAUAAGCAACAAUUGAGGAUCAAACGGUGCAAGCACUUCGAACUUGGUGGUGACAAGAAAAAGAAGGGACAAAUGAUCCAGUUCUAA
Molecule: messenger RNA, 321 nt
Organism: Hydatigera taeniaeformis
Lineage: Eukaryota; Metazoa; Platyhelminthes; Cestoda; Cyclophyllidea; Taeniidae
Source: the annotation of a GenBank genome assembly